AUGUCGAAGCGAGCUGGUCCCCCGAAGCACCAGAACACCUACGCAUGGAAGCCCAACCUCGGCCGGAAGAUCAACGAGACCGAGCCCGGGGGCAGGUUCCGGCCUCUGUCGGAGAUCACCGGCGUCUGCCAGCGCUGCCGGGACCAAAUCGACUGGAAGCGCAAAUACGGCAAGUACAAGCCGAUUGUUGAGCCUGCAAAAUGCCAGAAGUGCAGUAAACGAAACGUCCGGCAGGCAUACCACAACGUCUGCACAGGUUGCUCCAAGGAGCUUGGGAUUUGUGCCAAGUGCUGCACCUCUGUUAAGCAUCUUGUUGGAAGGGAUGCUGAGGAAGCAAACAGUGAGCGCAAAGAACUAGAGGAGGCCAUCAGAUAUGCUAGGGAGAGGGAACGACGGACACUUCUUCGCCUUAUGAACAAAAACAAGGACGAGGAGAGCGGCACAUCAGUCCCGAAGAUCGCAGACCGAGAUCGGGAGGGCGACCUUUUCCCUGUUGCAUCCCUUGACGAAUAUGCUGAACAGGCUGUACAGAAGGAUGAGUCUGAUGAAGAAGAUGCCAGGGAUUUUGUGAAAGAUUAA
Molecule: messenger RNA, 579 nt
Organism: Triticum turgidum subsp. durum (durum wheat)
Lineage: Eukaryota; Viridiplantae; Streptophyta; Magnoliopsida; Poales; Poaceae
Source: the annotation of a GenBank genome assembly